AUGAUGUCAAACGUUACUUAUGAUGAUCAUGAUCCAUUAGCAGAUAACCCUUUUGCUGAACAUUCUAGCGCUGUGACAGAACCUAGUCAUAUACAUCCUCCAGAUGACGACGAGGAAGAAGAACAACAACAACAACAACAACAAGCAACCACUACUACAUAUGAUGUUAAUUCAAACGAAACCCAAUCAUACACCUCACAAGAGGCAAUUCCACCAGUGGACACACCUCCAGUGGAUACGUCUCCAGUGGAUACGCCUCCAGAUCAAGGUACAGAACGUACCAUUGAUAUAGCGAAAUUACUUCCAGAACGUAAAAAUGUAGGAAAAUAUACCCUAAUUGUUAAAGUCACUGGGUUAGAAAGAGUUGGAUCGAUAUCGAAUAAGAAAGAAAAUCCAACCCUAAUAUUUGAUUGUUCAACAAAUAUACCCACUUUCCGUAAAGAAAAACAUAAAAAUUUAAGAAAAUCUACCCAGGAGUUUCAAAAUUUAUUUAAAUUCUUGAAUAAUAGUAUCCCUGAAUCCUUUAUCCCUUCGUUACCUGCCCCUUACACGAAUUAUGGGAUAAACAAUGAAGAAGAUCAUGAUAGUACAGUUAGCAACUACCAACAAUGGUUUAAUAGAAUAUGUAUAGAUCCUUUAGUUUUAAGAAGUGAGGAAUUAGCCUUUUUCAUCGAGAGUGAUUAUAAUUCAUAUAUUCCAAUCAACAAACCAACAACACAAGUAAGUGGUCUAAAGAGGAAAACGUUGAAGCAACUGGCUCCACCUUAUGAUGAAGUAAUAGAAUUAGCUGAGUUUAGACCUAUGGUGAAAUCUUUAUAUGUUGGAAUUCAAACUGUUCAAGAAAAAUUACUAAAGGCAAGUAAAUCAAGAAGAUUAUUAGUUCAAGAAGAAAAUGAAUUUGGUCAAAAAUUCGGUAUUUUAAGUGGUAAUAAUGAAAAUGAGGAGAGACUUUAUAAAAGAUAUGGUAAGGUGAUGACCGCUGUAGGCGAUAUAAAUAGUAUAAUAGCCACCAUGGAUAUGGCAACUUUAUACGAUGGCCUUGAAUGGAUUGUUAAAGACACAUAUGUUGUUAAAGAAGCAUUAACAAACCGACAUUUUGUCAUGAGAGAUUUGGUUCAAGCUCAACAAAGUUGUAAGAAUAAACAAGAAACUGUUCGGAAAUUAAGAAGCAAAAGAGAUACUGAUCCAAUUAAAGCGGAUAAUGCAUUACGUGGUUUAAAGAUAGUCACUACAACAGAACAAAACUUGACAUUAAAAUUACAACGAAUUACUGGUAAUAUGUUAAUUGAAAGGAAACAAUGGAUUACAUGGUAUGAACAAUGGUUAGCCAAAUCAAUCAAAUCAUAUACAUUAAGACGAAUCGAAUAUGAAAGGAAGAAACUUUCAUUAUUGGAAAGAGUCCGUUCAGAAGUCCGAAGAGCAGAUAUGAAAGGUGGUCUCUCACGUCUUGGGAGACACACAGUAUCCCACAAACAUGAUGAAAUAUCGCAAAGCACAGGAGGUGAUAGCUGGACAGGUGAAGUUCGCCACCAUAGUCAACAAGAAAUCAAUGAUGUAUCGCACACAGAGUUUGACAAGUCACUAACGAUCGAAAGCAAUGCAUUACCUGGUGCAAAGACUGGGCCAGGUGAAGAAUCGUCAACGAGGGAUUCAAACAUGCUAGAUGCUAAAAGCGCAGCCCACAUGUUAGGUAUCUCGACGUAUAAUGGAAGAUGA
Messenger RNA from Maudiozyma barnettii, 1716 nucleotides. It is a transcript of the gene VPS17, whose product is annotated as retromer subunit VPS17. The record is from RefSeq and is a predicted model, not a curated record. Gene Ontology annotation, molecular function: phosphatidylinositol-3-phosphate binding. Gene Ontology annotation, cellular component: retromer complex; endosome; retromer, tubulation complex. Bases 1 to 1716 code for a protein of 571 amino acids. Gene Ontology annotation, biological process: intracellular protein transport; retrograde transport, endosome to Golgi. Lineage: Eukaryota; Fungi; Ascomycota; Saccharomycetes; Saccharomycetales; Saccharomycetaceae. The transcript has a single exon.